Messenger RNA from Pogoniulus pusillus (Red-fronted tinkerbird), 12378 nucleotides. It is a transcript of the gene WNK1, whose product is annotated as WNK lysine deficient protein kinase 1. Gene Ontology annotation, biological process: monoatomic ion homeostasis; positive regulation of potassium ion import across plasma membrane; negative regulation of sodium ion transport. The record is from RefSeq and is a predicted model, not a curated record. Lineage: Eukaryota; Metazoa; Chordata; Aves; Piciformes; Lybiidae. Gene Ontology annotation, cellular component: cytosol; cytoplasm. The transcript has 32 exons. Gene Ontology annotation, molecular function: ATP binding; potassium channel inhibitor activity; protein serine/threonine kinase activity. The coding region runs from base 977 to 9784 and encodes 2935 amino acids.
GCGGCGGUGGCGCUCCCCGCCCCCUCUCCCGCUCCUGUGUGUCGGUUUCGGGCUCCCGUCGCCAUUUAGCGCGGAGACGUCCCCGGGGCAGCCGCGGCGGCGCCCGCUAGCUCCUGUCUGCUGCGGCGCGGGGCGCCACCUGGACUCGGCUCACCUGUGGCAGCGCUCGGGCGGCCCCCGGGUGAGGAGAGGCUGCGAGCCGCAGGCGGGGGGCAGGAGGAGGGUUUCCGGCGCCGUGUGAGGCGGCGGCGACUGUUGGAGGCAGCGCGGGCCGGCGGCGCGCGGGCGGUGGCUGCCUGCCGGGAGGUGGAGGCCGCGGCCGCCAUGGGCGCCCCUGUGAGGCGAGGCUGAGUCCCCGGGACCGCCUUCCCUGCCCCCUCGCCGGGGUGAGAGCGCUGGGCCUGCCCAGGCCUCCCCCCCGCCCCGUGCGAGUGACUGAACGCGGCAGCUUUUGCGGCCGGCGUGCGGGGCCUGCCCCUCUUACCUCAUCUCCCAGCACCUUCCCCUCCCCUUAGGUCCUCACUCCGGGGGGCGUCUGGCCCUACCUCGCUUUCUUUCCAUUACGGGGAAUAAUUGCGGCGCUCUCCCUUUGCUUUAAAGCCGCCGGGCGAGGCACCGGCUUCUCCUCAGUCGGGGGCCUGCCUCAGGCGCCUCCCUCCGGGCCCGGUGUUUGGGUUUUUUUCUCCCCUCGCUGCUCCCAUCCCCGCGCCCUCUCUCCGCUCUUGGUGCUCCAUGUCGGCCCCGCUGCCCGGCUUCCCGCUGCAGGAUGGAUGCAGACAUUGACCGGGAAUCCACCCCGCCGGCCCAGCCUCCCCAGCAGCCGCCUCCCAGCUCCGCCGUAAGGAGCUCUUGGGACCCUCCUCUGUUGCAGCUGCAACGGCAGCCGCGGACAGGCGCGCUCCCCGCUCACUGACCGGCUUCUUCCCUCUCCUGCCCUUCGCCGCCGCUUCACCCUAGCAGCGCUCCCCGGGGCAUAAUGUCGGGGGGCGCCGCAGAGAGCGGCACCCCAGCCCCUCGCUUCCUGGCUCCACCGCCACCGGCGCCCAAGAACGGUUCCAGUUCGGACAGCUCGGUCGGGGAAAAGCUGGGAGCUGCCGCAGAGCACGGAGGCUCCGGGGCCAGCGGACCAGGCAGCGGAGCAGGCUGCGGAAGCCGUAGUGAGGAGUACCGGCGCCGCCGCCACACCAUGGACAAGGACAGCCGAGGGGCGGCAGCCACUGAGCACCGCUUUUUUCGCCGUAGCGUGAUCUGCGACUCCAACGCUACGGCCUUGGAGCUACCCAGUUUGCAGCCCGCAGCGCCCUCGGCUCCUGUCUCAGGAGGCAGCGCCGCUCCGUUGGUCUCUCCCCCGGAGUGUGCUAGCCGGACUAAUUUCAUCGCUGUCAGCGCCACGCAGGCCCCCUCGCUGCUGCAGUCGCCGCCGCUGCCUGCCCCGCUUCCCCAGGAAGGACAGUCUGCUCAGGAGUCCCCCGCCACGAAGGAUGCCACCCCGCUGCUGCCCAAGGAGGAGGAGGACGACGCAACUGCGCUGCCCCCCACCAGUGCCGCUGGCAGCGCAUCAGCUGCUAGCCGGGAAUUUGAGGAACGGAGAGCAGCACAGCAGGAAGACAUCGAAGAGCUUGAGACCAAGGCAGUGGGCAUCUCUCCGGAUGGCCGCUUCCUCAAGUUUGACAUCGAGAUUGGAAGAGGCUCUUUUAAGACUGUGUAUAAAGGUCUUGAUACAGACACCACUGUGGAAGUCGCCUGGUGUGAGCUGCAGGAUCGGAAGCUGUCCAAGUCAGAGCGACAAAGAUUUAAAGAAGAAGCUGGGAUGCUGAAAGGGCUUCAGCAUCCCAAUAUUGUCAGGUUCUAUGAUUCCUGGGAGUCUACAGUCAAAGGAAAAAAGUGUAUUGUUCUUGUGACAGAACUCAUGACAUCUGGAACGUUGAAAACGUAUCUGAAAAGAUUUAAAGUGAUGAAAAUUAAAGUGCUACGAAGCUGGUGCCGCCAGAUCCUGAAAGGCUUGCAAUUUCUGCACACCCGCACUCCUCCCAUUAUUCACAGAGACUUAAAAUGCGACAACAUCUUCAUUACUGGCCCCACUGGAUCUGUCAAGAUUGGAGACCUUGGGUUGGCAACCCUGAAGCGAGCUUCUUUUGCCAAAAGUGUGAUAGGUACCCCAGAGUUCAUGGCCCCCGAGAUGUAUGAGGAGAAAUAUGAUGAGUCCGUUGAUGUAUAUGCUUUUGGGAUGUGUAUGCUAGAGAUGGCCACGUCUGAGUAUCCUUAUUCCGAGUGCCAAAAUGCUGCGCAGAUCUACCGUCGAGUGACCAGUGGUGUCAAGCCAGCCAGCUUUGACAAAGUAGCAAUCCCUGAAGUGAAGGAGAUCAUUGAGGGAUGCAUCCGGCAGAACAAAGGUGAAAGAUAUGCUAUUAAGGACCUUUUGAAUCAUGCUUUCUUCCAAGAGGAGACAGGAGUACGGGUAGAGCUAGCAGAGGAAGAUGAUGGAGAAAAAAUUGCCAUUAAACUCUGGCUGCGAAUUGAAGACAUCAAAAAGCUCAAGGGCAAAUACAAAGAUAAUGAGGCAAUAGAGUUUUCCUUUGACUUGGAGAGAGACGUCCCAGAGGAUGUAGCACAGGAAAUGGUGGAGUCUGGCUAUGUCUGUGAAGGGGAUCACAAGACGAUGGCCAAAGCCAUCAAGGACAGGGUAUCUCUGAUUAAGCGAAAGCGAGAGCAGCGUCAGUUGGUGCGGGAAGAGCAGGAGAAGAAGCUUCAGGAAGAAGGUAGUCAGAAGCAGCAGCUGGAGCAACAGCAACCGUCAAGCGCUUCCCAAGCAGGGUCAAAGCAUUCUCCAUCUGUCACUGGUACUACUCCUGUCCCUGCUACUUCAGCAUCUGUUUCUACACAAGUGGAGCCUGAGGAGCCAGAAGCCGAUCAACACCAACAGCUGCAGUUCCAGCAACCCAGUAUAUCUGUUCUUUCUGAUGGGACGAUUGACAGUGGCCAGGGGUCCUCUGUUUAUACGGAAUCAUGUGUGAGCAGUCAGCAGACUGUGUCCUAUGGUUCUCAGCACGACCAGUCCAUCUCAACGGCCGCAGUCCAGGGCUACGCAGCUCCAGCUGGGCAAGUGCAGCCACAGCAACACGGAGGAUACCAGCCGCCUGCAGCGCCUCAACGUGGUCGUAGCAUGUCAGUUUGUGUCCCCCACCUUCCUGCUCUUCCCUCUGUGUCCUGCAUCCCUCUCAGUGCUCCUUGCACCCCACCACCAGCGCUGUCUGCACCUCUUUCUCCUUUCUACCUUCGGACUGUCCCUGAAGAAACCUUUGCAGAAAAGCUUUCUAAAGCCCUGGAAAGUGUCCUGCCCAUGCACUCUGCCUCUCCACGCAAGCACCGACGCUCCAGCCUGCCCUCCCUCUUUGUCAGUCCUCCUCAGCAUCCACGUGGGGGAACCCCAACGUUCCCAGACUCUCAGAUAUUUUUCCCAACCGUCCAUGAGCGGCCGGUGUCUUUCUCCCCACCGCCUGUCUGCCCGCCGAAGGUGGCAGUUGCUCAGCGGCGCAAGAGCACUUCAUUUUUGGAAGCCCAAACUUGCCACUUCCAGCCAUUGCUGAAGACUGGCCAGAGUUUAGUUCCUCCUGGUGGUAGUCCCACCAAUUGGACACCAGAGGCAUUUGUUAUGCUGGGCACAACAGCCCAAAGAGUCACUGGAGAGCCUCUGCAAGUGCAAGUUAAUCCUGUGUUUGAGCCAGCUCCUGUCCACAAUGACUAUAGAUCUGGACCAACACCUCCAGAGGAUGCUCACUACAGAAUGCAUCCAGAAGCUGUGUAUUUGGUGGGCAUGCAUUACCCGUCACAGGUAUCGGAGCAGUAUGAUCAAGUAGCUUAUAACUCUCAUGUGACUGAACAACAAUUGAAGCAGGUCUCAGAGUCAAACCUUGGGCAAGGUGGUCCUCCACAAAGCUCUGUGUUCGACUUUCAGUUGGGGCAAACAUACCUGGCAAGACACGUUCAGAACCUGAGGCUGGAUUCUGGGAUGGGUCCCCUUUCUCCAUUAUCCAGUGUUUCAGCUCCUCUGAGUGCAGAUCCUGCUCAGAUGACGUUCCACCAGGUAUUUGUUCCGCACUCUGCCCCGGCUGUGCUCUCUCACAGCGGUGAUGGCAGAGCGAGCUGUGUCUUUGAGUUCCAUGUGCACACGCCGCCCUCUGCUCCAGUAGAAGGGGCAGCCUUACCCCAGCGGGUCUACAGAAGUCGCCGGGGCUCUAUGGAGAGCAGUCAAGAGGAAUCCACUCAAGGCACAGGGUCGCAUGGUCGGCUUCAGCCUGUGACAGAGGAGUUGUGUAACUCUCUUGGUCCUGAGUUAGCAGGUCCCAGUGGGGGCUCUGCCAGGCGGAGCUGGCUGGAAGGAAGCCCAGAAUACUCCAGUGAUUCCUCACAGCUGACUUCCUCUGACACUGGCGAUUUCCAGUCUCCUCCCCCUACAGGGGGCUCAUCUUCUGCUUUUGGUUCAGACUUCUCAUUGCCCAUUGUUCAGCUGCCUCAGACGGUAUUGCAAGAGUCGCAGCUCUUCAUCUGCUUCCCUCAGGGAGCCUCGACUCAGCAGGCCUUGUCCACCUCGCUCUCAUCAGGAACACCUGCACUCUAUCCUCAGACACAGGUGCAAGGCCAGCCAGCCUCAAGCAGUGCAUCGAUACCAUCCCAGCCUACCCAGCACACUCAGCAGAAUGCACAGCAGCCAGCCUCUUCCCAACAUCCUGGACAAUACCAGCUGCAGCAGCCAUCAGUUUCUGCUGGUGCCACUUCCACACAAACUGUCCCUCAAACUCAAUCUUCUCAGAUUAUGCCAAUGCCUCAGGCAGCAGCUGGGACACAGCUUCCUGUUUCCCAACCAGUGUCGAUCAUCCAAGGCGAGCCUCAAUUACCUGUUGCAGCACCUUCUCUCCCUCAGCCUUCAGUUGCCCCAUCAGUCCCCGUUGGCUCUCAUUUUCUACCCAUGGGACAGCCCUUGCCAACUUCCAUGGUUCCCCAGUUCUCAGUCUCUCAGUUGCCUGUAGGAGCUCCUCAUGUGUCGGUGGCUCAGCCAGGUUUCCAGUCACUGCCCAUUUCAAUAGCAGCUGGCAUCAAUCAACCAUUGCUCACACUGGCAACAUCUGCUGCGGCAACCGCUGUCCCUGUAGGACCAACUGUUGGCCCUAGCCAGCUUCCCACACUGUUGCAGCCUGUAGCUCAGUUGCCCAGCCAGGUUCUCCCACAGCUCCUGCAGCCAGCUGUCCAGUCCGUGGGAUUGCCAGUCAGCAUUGGACAAGCUGCUGAAACUUCACUUCCUGCUGGAGAUGCUGUUUACCAGGGCUUCCAAUCUCGGCUUCCACCUCAGUACCCAGGGGACUCAAAUGCUGCACCUUCCUCUGCUGUGGCCUCUGUUAGCAUUCCUUCUGCCGUCCUGUCCCCUCCCUUGCCCGCAGACUCGGUGGCUCAGCCAGGCUAUCUCGCUCCUGUUGCACAGCCCUACGCAGAGCAGAGCGUUUUAGUUUCCAUGGGCAGCCUAGGAGGGCAGGUUCAAGUGCCCCAGCCUACAGUGAGUUUAGCUCAGCAGGCCUCAUCUGCCUCCUCGCAGCAGGCAGUCCUGGAGGGUACUCAAGGAGUCUCACAGACUGCUCCUUCAGAGACUCUUCCAGCAACACAGCCUGCUCAGUCUGCUCCUUUGGCUUCCUCUGUGGAUAGUGCACAUUCUGACGUUGCUUCGGGCCUGAGUGAUGGCAAUGAGAAUGUUCCAGCUUCCAGCGGAAGGCACGAAGGGAGAGCUACCAAACGCCACAUGCGGAGAUCUGUCCGCAGUCGCUCUCGCCAUGAGAAAACUGCCAGGCCAAAGCUGAGGAUUCUAAAUGUGUCAAAUAAAGGUGAUCGAGUAGUGGAAUGUCAGCUGGAGACACACAACCGAAAAAUGGUUACUUUCAAAUUUGAUUUGGAUGGUGACAACCCAGAGGAAAUAGCUUCAAUUAUGGUGCAGAAUGAAUUUAUUUUAGCAACUGAAAGAGACUCCUUCGUGGAGCAGGUACGUGAGAUUAUCGAGAAAGCAGAUGAGAUGCUAAGCGAGGACGUAAGUGUGGAGCCAGAAGGUGAUCAGGGCCUGGAGAGCAUGAGGACAAAGGAUGAUGGCUUCUUCCCAGGGUCACAGAAAUUAGAGUUCAAACAGCCAGAUCCUACAUCUUCCAUGCCACAAAGAAUAGGGGUUCCUCCUAAUUCCUUUACCCAGGUUGUCCAUUCUGCAGGAAGACGGUUUAUUGUCAGCCCUGUCCCCGAGAGCCGCUUAAAAGAGCAGGGCUUUUUCACAUCUGCUCUUCCUGGAGGACAAGAAACUCCAGAUAUAGUUGCUGCAUCUCCACUGCAUGGCCCUGGAAUGAAUCUCUCCCACUCGGCGUCGUCACUGAGCUUGCAGCAAGCUUUCUCUGAGAUAGGACAUGCUCAGAUGACAGAAGGACCCAGUACAGCUCCUCCAGUGUUUAAUCAAACAAUGCCACCAUUUCCACCUGCACUUUCUACCAUGGCGGGCAGUGGUGCACCUCCUGCAUCUAUGACUGCUGCUUCAGUAUCUGUUCCCUCCAGCACAGGUGUUUCUCUUCCAGGAUCUGUUACCUUGCCUUCAGAAAGUGCAACUGUAGGAGUUGCACCAAGCACAAGUGUGCCAAGCUCUAUCUCUCCACCCCCAGCCUCACAAUCUGGACAGCAAUCAACUGGCGUUGCUUCCAGUGUGAGUGCCCCUGCUUCUUUUUCCCUACCUACCACAUCCCAGCCUGCUCAACCAGUAACUGGAGACAUUACCCCCAGUAUCAGCACACCAUCAUCUUUGGCACUGUCAUCCACCCAGGUUCCUGGUGUCACUGGUGGUGGUGGUGUUGCACCAGCUGUGACAUCUCAGUCCGCUCCUCAGAUUGUGAGUAGUAUGGCAGCACCACAGACAUCUGUUGCCCUGUCUGUAGCUCAGAGUGGGGCUUUGCAGCUGCCUCAGCUUAGCAGCAGUGGCUCUGUCUCCAGUCUGGCAGAAACAACAGUUGUAAGUGCUCCACAGUCACUCCCUGAGAGUGGGCAGUCCAUGGAUAAAUCCCAGCUCUGCAGCACAGCUGGUUUGUCGCUUCCGAUCUCUGCACCUCUGUCAUCCUCAGCAGCAACAAGCAUAUGUGGUUCACUCACCCAACCAGUGAUACAUCCCUUGCUUGUCCCAUCAGGAAUUACAUCAACACCUGUCCUACCCCAGAUUCCAGGUGCAACCCCUAUGCUGCCCCAGGUUCCCUUACCUGGUGUCUUACCGCAACCAGUCACUAACGUACCUGCAGUACAGCAAACUUUGAUCCACAGCCAGCCUCAACCAGCUCCGUUGCCCAAUCAGCCUCACGUUCACUGUCUGGAGGCUGAUGCUGAUGCUCAGUCUAAAGCUCCUGGUAUCGAUGAUAUAAAGACCCUGGAAGAGAAGCUGCGGUCUCUCUUCAGUGAACACGGGAACGUGGGCACAAUGCAUCCUUCAGUGUCUCUGGAAACAUCACUGGUGAUGGAAACCACAGUUACUCCUGGCAUACCAACCACAGUCGUUGCACCCACUAAACCCCUGACGUCCAUUAGCACUUGUAUACCUCCCAGCAGUUUGCCUCUUGGACCAACUGGCUUGCCAGUGCUGACACCAGUUGCCACUCCUGGGCAAGUGAUCACCCCAGUCAGCUACAUUUCGGCAUCAAGCAGCAUUGCAACAGCGGUGGUGAAACCAGGGACCUCUCCUUCAAAGCCCCCUCUGAGCAGGGUACCGGUGCUCCCCGUAGGUUCUGAACUUCCAGCUGGCACUCCAUCCAGUGAGCCGCUGCCACCUUUGCCAGGACCUUCACUAACUCAGUCCCAACAGCCUCUGGAAGAUCUGGAUGCUAAGCUGAGAAGAACUCUUAGUCCAGAGACCGUUCCAGUGACAUCUGCUCCUGCCUGUUCUGUGCCCUCAGUAGCAUCUACAACGGUUACCACGCUGGUGUCCACAGCAACACAGUCUCUGAAGGAUGCUCCAGCAUCAUGUGGUGGAGAGAGCAGUACUGUGGCUACCACAGCAGGAGGCAGCGUGCUUAAGAUGGGACGGUUCCAGGUGUCUGUGGCAGUGGAUGAUGUGCUGAAAGAGGGUGAUAAACCUGAAGCUAAGCCGGUGCAAUUUGAAACCACCUCUACUGAUUCUUCAUCUCUUUCUGGCAGCAGCCCAGAGAGCACACUGGUUAAGCAGGCUGGCUGUCGGAGGAGCGAGGCUUUGGCUAGCUCUUCCCUGGCUGUGGUAGAUGGCAUCCCUCAGGCAGCUCCUGUGCUGCAGUUACCAGCAGAUGUUGGUCAGCCUGCUAAGGUUGGGCGCUUUCAGGUGACGACGACGACGGAUCAAGUGGGGCGCUUCUCAGUGUCAAAGACUCAGGAUGAGGUCAGCUGUGCAGAGAAAGAGCCAAUGACUCUUCCCCUCUCUGUGGGCUUGGAACAAGUUGCUUCUUCAGCUUCUGCUCCAAAGAAAGAGUUGGAGUCAAGACAGUCCCCACACAUGAAUGGUCCCUCCUCUGAUCCGGAGGCUGCCUUCUUAAGUGGGAUGGCUAAGGAUCUGGAUGAUGGCUCAGGGAGCCCAGACUCCCUUCAGCCCCUGGGAUCAAAGAUCAGCCUUCCAGUUCAGAGCCUUAGCAACUCCUUCAACUCUUCCUAUAUGAGCAGCGACAACGAGUCUGAUAUUGAAGAUGAAGACUUGAAGUUAGAACUCCGCCGGUUACGGGAAAAGCACCUUAAAGAGAUCCAGGAGCUGCAGAGUCGCCAGAAGCAGGAGAUUGAGUCACUGUACAUGAAGCUGGGAAAGGCCCCACCUGCAGUAAUUAUUCCCCCAGCUGCACCCCUUUCAGGAAGGAGGAGAAGACCUACUAAAGGAAAAAGCAGCAAGUCCAGUCGCAGCAGCUCCCAGGGGAAUAAAAGCCCUCAGCUAUCUGGCAAUCUGUCAGCUCAAAGUGCACCAUCAGUCUUGCCCCCACAGCAGACUCUUCAUCCUCCUGGUAGUGUGCCAGAGACUGGGCAGAACCAUUUGUUACAGCCCCUCAAACCUUCACCUUCUAGCGAAAAUCUCUACUCUGCCUUUACCAGUGAUGGUGCCCUUUCGGUACCAAGCCUUUCGGCACCAGGCCAAGGCUGUGCGAAGUUUAACUGUGCAUCUGAGAGAGUGACCUUCAAGCCUGGUGGCAGGAGGACCCGAUUUCUGAGUACGCCCUGCUUGGCUCUUUGGAAGAUGGUGAAAAAAGUCUGUCCUUGCAACCAGCUCUGUAGGACCAGCAGCACUAACACAGUCGGGGCUACAGUGAACAGCCAAGCACCCCAGCCUCAGCCCGCUGCCAUCGCCUCGAGCCGGAAAGGGACUUUCACAGAUGACCUCCACAAGCUGGUAGAUAACUGGGCCCGAGAUGCCAUGAACCUGUCUGGCAAGAAAGUUGGCAAAGGGCAUAGCAACUAUGAGGGCCCUGGCAUGGCAAGAAAAUUCUCAGCACCAGGUCAGCUCUGUAUUUCUAUGGCAUCUUCCCUGGGUGCUACGCCCAUCUCUGCAUCAUCAGCUACCUCUUUAGGUCCCUUCCCGAAGGCCAUGUGCCCCCCGCAGCAGUUCAGUUACCCAGCAGCAUCCUUUGGCGCUCCGUGGAGCGGGCCGGGGGGUCCGGCACAGCCCCCGCUUGGCCAGUUCCCGCCCGUGGGGGCUGCAUCUCUGCAGAGCUUCAACAUCAGCAACUUGCAAAAAUCCAUCAGCAACCCUCCAGGCUCCAACCUGAGGACCACUUAGCUGCGCUCAGAGACCUUGCUGGCUAGACCUUGGGACAGGACACAGGGAGGGAGAUGGGGCUGUGUAUCAACUACUAGUGCUGCAGUGAACUGGUAGCUUGCCAGACUGGCAACGAUCUUCUCUUUUCCAACCAUCGCUGUCAGCUCUCUGUAAAGGGAGCUUCCCCACACACUCUCAAGGGGGAGGAGGAUGAUCAGCAUCCUUCUGAUGGGACAGUGCUUUUGACCGAGGCAUUCUGCUCUUGUAUGGAACAGGAGCCGCUAAGAGAAGUCAAGGGGUCAAUCAGUGUAGUGUUUCUCUCUGGUUUGAGGCUGAAUCCACAGGUGUCGAGCUGGGAGAGCUGGAUGUUAGCAUGAAGCUUUAGCAUGCUUCUCAUCUCUCCCUGAAGAACCAAGGCCAAGAGGAAAAACUGUCCAAAUCCCCCUCCUCUCCCCACUUUACCCAUAUCUGGCUCCGACGUGGUGGGGCACACAGGUGGACUCGCAGCGCAGCCCGUGCUUGAUAGGUCAUUACUGCUUUAAGUAAGGUAUUAACAGCUUUGACUGCAGCAUUAGAGCAAUUCAAAUUGUUUAAAGAUUUUAAAAGUUCCCUGCGGACAUGUACUUACCAUCAGUUUUGAUGUGGAAACACUGUGAUAUAUAAAUGUUGUUGGACAACAGUAGUUUAAAAAAUGAGUGGAAUAUAGAGGGUUAAAAAAAAAAACCACAAAAAACACAAAAAGGAGGAUAAAAAAAAAAGUUAAAAAAUGGGAAAAAAAAGCUAGCUAUAUCCUUAUACUUAUUGGAGACACUUUAACGUUUUCCUUUGUAUUUUCAUUGUAUUAGAUAAAUAAAUGUGAAUGUAAAAUUGUAUAAAUUAAUGUACUUGAAUACUUGUCUGUUCUCCCAGUAUGCUUGCUGGAUAUUUUAGUGCCUUGGACUUCUCUUGCUUCUGCAGUUAGCAUCGGCUUCCCAGCAGACCCCCAGGUGAGCAGAGGGCAAGUUGAGAGCAGGAGGGCUUGCUGGCGGCCAGGAGGCUGGUUGGUUGGUGUAGCGCUACCGCUCCUGCUCCAGGUAGGAAGGCACUGGGCAGCAGGCUGGGUGUCGGCGGAACUUGUCCGGGAGGCAGAGCUGAAGUUGCAGGUGUGACGGGGGCCAGGUGGGGGUGGGACAGAGGCUUGUGGGUGAGGCUAAGCAGAGACUAACCAAUGGUUGUCUAGAGAGGCAGGAGGGCUGGCUGAGAGGUGGAGGGAGGAUGGGGAGAACAUGUCUGGUUGGGAAAGGCCCAACCUAAGAUGUAGUUUGACUCCACCUGUGAAGUGGGAGAGAUAUUUGGUCAGGAUGUGACUUGAGGGAGAGGUGGCAUUGCUCGUUGGCAUGGGCUUGUCUGCUGGGAUUGCUUUUUUUACCUUUUUUUUCCCCUUCUUUUUCUCUUUCCUUUCUGUUUUUGGUAAAACCCACUGAAGCCAGGCACUGUCCUGGUGCAACGUCCAUUGCCGGCAAUGGAUGUGUUCAGCAGCCGGCAUCAGGAAGUUUCCUCUGUCUUACUUGAGGACUUAGUUUUGUUCACUCUUAACAAAUGUCAAGCUGGUACCAGGACUGUAACUCUGUCACCUCUUAGUAACUGUACUGUACCUUCUGCUUUGUUCCUUCUCCCCUUUAAAAGAGUACUGCUUUCCUCUUUGGAGUACAACCCCUACCCACCAGUCUUUGUGUAGUGCUGCACGGAGCAGUGAAGGGUGAGGGUGCUGCUCCCUGGCGCUUAGCAGUAGCUCACAGGUACCCUGGAGGAUGGUGGCUCACACACGUUACCUGCCUGAAGUUUGUUCCCCGUGGAGCCUUAAGAGGGAGGUGUUCUGUCUGCAGAUGUUCUCACUCUUCACAAAGAACCGUGCAAGGUCUGUCCCUUUCCUGUCACUUGGUGUGUAGUAGGUUUAGCAGCGAGGGCAGCUGUGGGCUGGAGAUGAACACCCGAGGGCAGAAGAUAGCGGUGAGGGCUGAGCUCUGAGCUCCUUAGAUUCUGAGCGUUUGUUCUUUGACUGAGGAGCAGGCUGGAGCUGCAGAACGAGAGGAGGCUCAUGGUGUGCUUGUGGUGGAAGGGAAGGAGAAAGCAGAGCUCUCAGUAGCUGAAGCGAAAGAGAGAACCUCUGCUCUUGGCCGGGGGGGUGCAAAAGGGUUUCCUUAGCACAGCUGGGGAGAGGGCAGAGGUGCUCGGGAACGGGAGGCAGUGCUGGAACACAGAGAAUGCUCACGACAGGGGAACCAACCAUCUGGAUGCAGCACGGGGUUAUUUAAGUUUGAGCUGUAAGUUUGAGGUUGUUUGUUUCACUUACUGUUAUGCAAGAACUGGUUUCAUUUACCGUUGAUUUCCCCUCCCCACUCCUCCUCCUGUGGAUGAAUAACUGAAGUCUAGAGGAAUAAACUAAUGCUACUGAACUGUUAAAUUAUUUUGUUUAAUAUUACACUUUGAGUAUCUUUUUUCCACAUAAAAUCUGUUUCUGAAUUCCAAGUGUUUUCUUUACGUUAUUUAACAAUGUACACUGUAAAAAAAACAAAACAAAACCCCAAACAAAACCAACAAAACCCCAACAAAAAUAAAAAACGAAAUGAAUUGAA